Molecule: messenger RNA, 1397 nt
Organism: Rubroshorea leprosula
Lineage: Eukaryota; Viridiplantae; Streptophyta; Magnoliopsida; Malvales; Dipterocarpaceae
Source: the annotation of a GenBank genome assembly
AAGGUCAUUGCUUCUGGAGAUCUCCAUUGCCUCCUCUUCUCCCAUCUUCAGAUCGUCUUUCAUCUUCGGAUCUGCAAAUUCAACAGCUUGCAAAUCCGAUACUUUUCUUGUUUUGUCGUUCCUAAUGUAUGCAGCACCCGAGCUAGAGGAUAUUUUGGUCCAUAUUGUUGGUAGAUCGCUUGAUUUGAAGUCUAUCAUGGCAAUCAAGCACCAAGAUGGACGGCAUAGUCGGGUGGUGUACAGAUAAGAAAGGACAAAGUAGGAAAAGUAUUGGAUCUGUAUUCAUAUGCUGCUUGAUUUGCAGAUCUGAAGAUGUGAAACAAAUCAAUCACCAUAGGAGCAUAAACCAUUCCUGAUCUAUCCGGCUCUAGGACUUUGGCGUUAGUAGAUGAUCCUUAGGAUUAUGAGAAAUGCCAACGGCGGAAGCAGGUUGCCAGAAACCAUAUGCUCUGCUUUAAGUCAAGGUAACUUUUGUCUGCUUAUGAUUCCAACUUUGUUCUUUUGCUUGUUGAUCUGUUUUAGUUUUAGUCUACCAACUUUUCUGCUUAGCUCCUCAAUCUGGAUUUAGGUUGAACAAUUAUCAAAUGCAUGUUGUCUUUGAGUUUCUCUUAUUUCUAUGUGUUCUUUGUGAUGCUAGAAUUGGUUCUAUAAGAUAUGUUGUUUUCCUUCUUUUCUUUUAACCCCUUUCAUAUCCUUGGUGCUUUCUUAUUGGCAAACGUACGUUGUGGACCAAAAAAAAGUUUUGGGUAAGUUUGUCAAAUUGCAGUCCAUCUAGGAAAUUGUAAAAUCGAAAAGUGUAUUGCAGACUACUGUGUUAGAAACUUAGAAGCUAAAAUAUAGGCCUUUGAAUAAGGGAUGAGCACUAAUUUAUUCAUAAGUUUUAUUAUACACACGCAGUUAUUAUGGGCCUCGAACCCUGGGUCGAUUUGUGCUACAUAGGUGGUGUGGUGGAUAGGUUGCUUAGGCUUGAUUUGGAAGUCUUACUGUGAAACUCCAGGGUUAUUAGGACCAUAUUUUUGAAUUGGCAAAUUUCAUUAAAAAUAACCAACAUAACCAGCCUCAGAUGUUGCAAAAUACAAUCAUAACAAGAGCUGCAUUUAGGAUUUUUAUCUCUCAAUAUCUCAUCACAAGAGCUGAUAGUAGCCUUACCAGUAUUUUCUUUGGUUACCAGUAUUUUUAUCUUCCCUCUCGAUCACUGGUGCAGCCUUGAUCAUUUCAGCAACAUCUGGAAAGACCACUUUGUUGCCAUUCCUUCACCUACGAAUUUCUACCCCAUAUACUCAGGUCAACCCCUUGUAAACACUCAGCCAGCCUACAUUCCCCUACCCACCAAUCAAUAAACAGUGAUGUUUGCCUGCCAUCUCCAAAUUUCAUCCAAAUAUACCUCCCAACUUCAU